AUGGGGUUCGGUGAUUUCAACACCAUCUGCGAAAAAGCGGCAUUGCCGCUUUGCGCCCUGGUGGGCCCCGCCUCAUCGAUUACAGGUUCCACCGGAAUCAUUCCCAACUGCUAUGCGAGGAAUGUCGAGGUCGCCAACACGAUCAUCUUCGAGGGCGCUGCAUCGUUUGUCCAUAUUAUUGCGCUGGGAAUGACGGUGAUUAUGAUCUUGCACAUCCGGUCCAAGUUCACUGCAGUCGGUCGCAAGGAGAUUAUCACGUUCUUCUAUAUCUACAUGCUCUUGACAAUGUGCUCUUUGAUCAUCGAUGCGGGAGUUGUUCCCCCUCGGAGCGGGCCGUUCCCAUAUUUUGUUGCCGUUCAGAGCGGACUGACCUCCUCGCUGUGUACAUCUUUACUUGUCAACGGGUUCGUGGGCUUCCAGCUCUAUGAGGAUGGAACUGCCCUUUCCGUCUGGCUACUGCGGUUGACAUCAGUGGCCAUGUUCGCCAUAUCCUUCCUCGUGUCGCUACUGACCUUCAAGUCGUGGGGUGGUCUGAGUCCGACCAGCACCGUCGGCAUGUUCGUGGUUUUGUAUCUGUUGAAUGCGGUCUGCAUUGCCGUGUAUCUAGUCAUGCAGUUGCUGCUGGUGAUGAACACCCUCGAGGACCGCUGGCCGCUGGGCCACAUCUGUUUCGGCGUGUUGGUGUUCAUCUGUGGACAGGUCAUCCUGUACGGAUUCAGCGACACCAUCUGCGACAACGUCCAGCACUACCUUGACGGACUUUUCUUCGCCACAUUCUGCAACCUACUUGCCGUCAUGAUGGUCUACAAGUUCUGGGAUUACAUCACCAAGGAAGAUCUGGAAUUUUCCGUUGGCAUCAAACCCAACACGUGGGAAGUGAAAGAACUCCUCCCCGAAGAGGACCGCCGACAGACGGGCUUCCAGGAUUCGAACUCGGAGUACGCCGGAAGCAUGUAUCACCAUCGCGCGUCGACCUAUAACGUCCACCAGUAUUAACCUUCCACCGCAUUGUCUUUUUUACCCGUUUAUCAUAUUAUUUUAUCUUUUUUUUUUUCUCGCACAAAUUCAUAAAUUUGAGUUCACUAGCGGGCACGAACUGAACUCUUUCCGACGGAACCCGUUUUCUUCAGACAAUACCGACGAAUGGAUCCGAGCGCUAUGUUGCGUAUACUGCAUUUCUCAUCACCCUUCAUUUGGUUUUAGCUGUUGCCUAGACACUUCCCGGUGAAUUAGCAUCUGUCAUAUAAGCUUCUUACGCUGCGCUGUAUAUCUGGUU
Aspergillus campestris IBT 28561 is the source of this 1276-nucleotide messenger RNA. RefSeq names its product chitin synthase export chaperone. Gene Ontology annotation, biological process: protein folding. Lineage: Eukaryota; Fungi; Ascomycota; Eurotiomycetes; Eurotiales; Aspergillaceae. The record is from RefSeq and is a predicted model, not a curated record. Gene Ontology annotation, cellular component: endoplasmic reticulum membrane. The transcript has 3 exons. Bases 1 to 996 code for a protein of 331 amino acids.